Messenger RNA from Mizuhopecten yessoensis (Yesso scallop), 1358 nucleotides. RefSeq names its product motile sperm domain-containing protein 1-like. NCBI's taxonomy places the organism in Eukaryota, Metazoa, Mollusca, Bivalvia, Pectinida, Pectinidae. Gene Ontology annotation, cellular component: cytoplasm. The record is from RefSeq and is a predicted model, not a curated record. Bases 214 to 867 code for a protein of 217 amino acids. The transcript has 7 exons.
GCAGACAACACAAAAUCUAGUGACGUCCUUCUCAAAACAUUACAGAAAGGGGCAAAGAAACAGCUGAUUUAAGUUUCCAUAUUUAGAUAUUGUGCCAUAUCCUUUUGUUGUUAUAGGUUGUAUGAAUGGAAAGAAACAUCGAAGUUCUUCAAGGUUUUGUGUAAAACACAGGUACUAGAGUCUGUCUGGUGGUAUGAGAGUGGAAGUAAAUCGAUGUUUAACCAGUCACAGUUGGUGGAUGGUAAGCUGCCAGUGUUUGUGUUUCCAUCGUCUCUGACGUUUUACUCGGACGACCAAUCCACACACAAGCAGGUCCUUACACUCUACAAUCCCUAUGACUUCCCACUUAGAUUCAAAGUGUUAUGUACAACUCCAAGAAAAUACACAGUGGUGGAGGCUGAAGGCACCAUCAAGGAGAAGUGUUGUUGUGAUAUUGUGAUACGACAUAUAGAUAUAUGUAUCAACAAUGAGGGAAUCAAGGAUAAAUUCCGGAUUCAGGUUGUAGAGCAUGGCCAGAGAAAAGUCCUUGGAAGGAAGGAGGUGAUAUCUGUCCUGCUACCAAAGAGGGAAAGCUCACCACCGCCUCCAGAAGAUAAUUUUAUGUCCAUGAAUAUACCUGGACGGGGAAGGGACACUCCACAGCUUGCCAGUUCCUCUCGCCAUGGUCCAGAUGGAAAUGCGCGGACUGGAGGCCCCAGUCUCUUCAUCCUUUUGGCUGCAGUGACCUGUAUUGUGGCCCUUAUGUUGCCUACUCAGGGUGUGGACGGUGAAACCAAUCUUCCUGAAUAUCUCCAUCUAUCUCUACACCAGAAACUUAUAGCAGCUUAUAUAUUAGGUUUGGUCACGAUGGUAGUCCUACAAUCAUGAUAUUUCCCGGAGAACAAGUUUGGUCACUGUGGUAGUCCUACAAUCGUGAUAUUCCCCGGAGAACAGACUUGUAUAUUGUUGCCAACUACGUGUACUUUUAUUCAACUGCUUCACUUGCUAUUGUAAAAUUUAUGUACAAAUCUUCAAAAUGUGACCUAGCAACCUAGUUUCUUUCCUAAACAAUGUUCAUUGUUCAGAGACUCCGACCCCGUCAUUGUCUUAUCCAUCAGAGGGGGUUUAGAGAAUCACUAACCCAUUGUCUUAUCUAUCUUGGUUUACAGAAUCACUUCCCCAUUGUCUUAUCUACCUUGGUUUACAGAAUCACUUCCCUGUCAUCUUGUAUAACAAACAAGAUUUACACUCCCUUCUCUGUUGUCUUAUAUGCAGGUGUAUCAGGAGGAAGUAGCAUACCACCUUAACUCUAAUACAAAUCACAGGUAUAAUGUGUAAGGUAGCUAUCCUUCACUCUAAUACAAAUCACAGGUAUAAUG